ACUCCCAUCAGCCCCGGAGGCUAGGGGGAGGGGCCCCUCGUGCGUGCAGCAGCCAAUGAACAUGGAGGAGAGUGGGGGAUGGGGGUGACAUGUAGAGAUCUGCGCAGGAUUACAUUGGAGAUAGAAAGAGAACCUGUCAUCAUUAUUACAUGAAAUGUCCUCAUUGCUGACAAUAGAAAUCAUUCGGCUGAUGUCGGUGAUGAUCCUCUUAUUUCCUCUCUAUGGUCUGUUAAAGGACAUUGGAGUCUACAUGGUGUAGAAGGAGAGCUUCAUACGUUCCCCAUAGCCUGUGAGUGCAGCUGAAAUAGAAGAUGAAGGGCUGUACAAUGCAGACAGAGAAAGUCAUCAGCCACAUCCUGGAGAUCAUCUACCUAAUGACCGGAGAGGAAUACAUGAUCGUGAAGAAACCAUCACCAUAUAAGUGCUUUUCACAAGUUUCCGAGGACCUUUGUCAAACCAAGAACUCUGUCCUAGAGAUCCCAGCGGACUCAGCAGUUCAUGUAAGGAGGAACGGAUGCAACCCUGCUUCACGGGCCACCCAUGGCAUGCCAGGAGAAACACAGAUCGAGCCUCUUCAUUCGGCCUUCCCGCCACAUCCUGGUGGUGCCCAUGUGCAAAUUAAGUGUGAUGAUGUAGCAAUGUAUUUGUCAAUGGAGGAGUGGGAAUAUUUGGAGCAUCGUAAAGAAGAAUAUGAAGUUAUGAUUGGGAAGAAUCAGCCUUCUCCUGCAGAUGGACCAAAUGGGCAAUGUUUACAAGCCGAUUAUCAUUCCCAGUUAGAUUCCGAACAACGAGACUGUAACAGUAAUGACACUAUGGAAGAGGCAAAAACCAUAGACUGGAAUUCAGAAAACAGGUUUACAGCCCCUAAAGUACCUUGUUUCGGAGCUUCCAAGACGACCUCUUCACCUAAAAGAGAGAGCGUAGACAAAUUUUAUGGACCAAAGAAUAUGCCAGUAAAAACCUGGGACUGUACACAAAGUAGAGAAUUCUCCGCUUUGCAGAAUAACAAAACUUUAAACCAUGAACUUCUAUCCAACACAUUCUUAGGAACAGAAAUAAAGGACGAAAAAAGUCAAUUUGACUGUGAAGAUACAACAAUAAAGAUCAAUAACUCUGAUCAGGUGGAUAACCAAUCCCUAGACGGUGUACAAAACCUUUUCUCAGGCAUACUUCAAAAAACACGUAACCAUAAUGCAUGGAGCAACCAAGAGCGCUUACUGGACGGCCAUCAAAUGGAGAGCAAUUAUAAUUUAGAUUUUAUUCCACAGUCCUUUUUAGAGAAAUUUCAACACAUGCCCAUACUGGAUGGCCAUCAAUCCAAGAUGGCAGAAUUCACUGUCCCUGCUUUGUUGGACAGUCAUACUUUGGAUCAUGUUCAAAGCCAUUUUGGAGACGUGCUCCAGAGAAAACACAUUACGAAAGGGCCAUCUAAUGAACGAUGCUCAGUAGUUGGUCAAGAAAUCAAGAACCAAGAGGUGAGUUGUCUCCAGAAUGACCGUAGCUUAAGGGUCACAAAUAUUUUUAAGGAUAUACCUCAAAAAACAAAGACUGAACUUAAAAGACUAAAUGGCCAUCAAACCAAGACAGUAAACCCAAAAGAAUGUCCCUUGGAGAACAACGAUACUAAGAAUCUCUCGAACAUCUUUCAGAAUGUGUUUGAAAACGCUCAUAUACGAAGAAAACCAACUUACCAAGAUGAACGCAAGAAAGUCGAGAUCAGUGGCCCUUUGGUGGAGGGCAGUGGUGCUUUGUACCAGCUCGCCAACUCUAUUUCAGAUGGACUUCAAAGAACGUGUAUAAAGACAGAACUAAUCCACCAAGAACAUGCCACAAAUGGUCCUCAGCAGGAAACAAUGGAUACAACGGACUCUGCUGUGGUGGGCAGACAUAUUUUUGGCUGUGACACAAACCCACUGCAAUGUCAUGGCAAGAGAGACUUAACCUAUCAAGAAUGUUCAAUGCGUAGUCAGCAAACCAAGACAGUAGAGUUCCACCGUUCUACUCUAGAAACCAAUAGCAGUUUGAGUAUAGAUUUUCAGCCUUCUACGAAUUUAGAUCACCGGUAUUUAAUCAAGGAACCUGUACAACAUGGUAAAAACGGCACUUGGCAAACAGGAAAAGUUCAGCCCUCCGGUAAGAAACUGAAAAUGGUAUCAUGUAGUGACUGCGGAAAGAUGUUCUCUUGUAACUCCUAUCUUUCAAGACACCAGAGACUUCAUACUGGAGAAAAACCUUUCACGUGUUCCGAAUGCGGCAAGAGCUUCUCUUGGAUGUCAUCCCUAGUGACGCACAAAAGGACGCACCUUGGGGAGAAGCCUUUCACCUGCAAGCAGUGCGGGAAAAGAUUUUCCGAUUAUUCCGGCAUUAUCAAACAUCGAAGGAGCCACACGGGGGAAAAACCUUAUUCUUGUCUCGUGUGCGGAGCGCGCUUUGCACAGACUUAUCAACUUGUCAAGCACCAGGCUGUCCAUUUGGUCGAAGAUGUGGCAAAAAAGACUUAAAACGAGUGUCAUUCUGCAUUACAACUUUAGUCUGUAUGCAAAAAGUUUACAUGCAAGAAUAAUUAAAUGGAAUAUUCAAAUUUGAAGAC
This is a messenger RNA of Rana temporaria (common frog), 2590 nucleotides long. RefSeq names its product zinc finger protein 184-like. The transcript has 5 exons. The record is from RefSeq and is a predicted model, not a curated record. The coding region runs from base 312 to 2501 and encodes 729 amino acids. Lineage: Eukaryota; Metazoa; Chordata; Amphibia; Anura; Ranidae.